This is a messenger RNA of Triticum urartu, 915 nucleotides long. Its product is annotated as dirigent protein 11. The record is from RefSeq and is a predicted model, not a curated record. NCBI's taxonomy places the organism in Eukaryota, Viridiplantae, Streptophyta, Magnoliopsida, Poales, Poaceae.
GCUUCCCACCAUUCUACUAGCUCACUGAGCUCUCUUUUCCCCUUCUUGCUAACAAUUAUGACCAUGGCUAGUCCAUUCGGCGUCUUUGUUUGUCUACUCAUAGUGCUACCUCAAAUCCAGGCCGCUUCUAUCCCCUACAAUGGGACUGUACCUCUUCAGGGGUGUCAGAUCCCUUGUAUGACCGAAGUUAACUUGCACUUGUUCUUGCACCAAUUCGUCGAUGGACCAAACCAGCCAAACCGCAAUGAGGAAACCUUGCUCCAAACAAGUUUUCCUUUUGGGUUUGGGACGACGAUAGUUCAUGACUGGACUCUUACCGAGACAACAAAUUCCAAAGAUACAGUUGUUGCACGUGCACAAGGCGUGCAUGUCCAAGCUGGUUUAACCAAGGAUAAUAGAUGGUACAUGACUCAUAACAUAGAGUUUGAGCAAGGAAGGUUUGCAGGGUCUACCCUUCAGGUGAUUGGCAUAACAGCGGGUUUGGAAAGUGGCCAGUGGUCCAUUGUUGGUGGGACUGGUCAAUUCAUUAUGGCACAGGGUAUAAUAAGUUUCACAAAUCAUCCUGCCUCUACUUGGGAAGAUGGUAUUAAAGAACUUAAUAUCCGUGCACGCUACACGAAUCCGCAACCUGCUUGAGGCGCAGCUCGUUUGUUGAAAAAUAAAGCGGACGUGAGGAACUUGAUGCAAACAAUGUAUUUGCACAGUUUCUUGCGGCGUGAUGGAUCAUUAAUGUGGUCCGCUUGUGUCACGAGAGUAUGCAUUAGCAUACCCUCUUUCUAUAUUUCAUUCAAAAUAAGAUGUGGGUUUAUAGCAUGGUGGAUGUCCAGUCCUUAAUCCAUGUCAACCCAUCUGUUUGUUGGUGUCUAUGUAAUGUUUUGGAUAUGCUUUGCAAAAUAGUGAAGCUUGUUUGUUUGA